Musca vetustissima is the source of this 706-nucleotide messenger RNA. RefSeq names its product sentrin-specific protease 8 (gene Den1). Gene Ontology annotation, molecular function: deNEDDylase activity; cysteine-type peptidase activity. NCBI's taxonomy places the organism in Eukaryota, Metazoa, Arthropoda, Insecta, Diptera, Muscidae. The record is from RefSeq and is a predicted model, not a curated record. The transcript has a single exon. Bases 49 to 696 code for a protein of 215 amino acids. Gene Ontology annotation, biological process: proteolysis.
AAUUUAUGUUGUUUGAUUAUAACGCAGAUCUAAAAAUCAGCAUACACAAUGAGUUCCUAUUCUCAUGCCGAUCCGAUUGCUUUAAGUUUCAAUGAGACCUGUUUAAGGACAUCUGAUGUUCAACUGUUAAGUGGUCCAUAUUGGUUAAAUGAUCAAAUAAUAUCAUUCUACUAUGAAUAUUUGGAACGAGUGAAAUAUAAAAACAAUCCCGAUUUAUUGUUUGUACCGCCCGAAGUAACACAAUGCAUGAAAUUUUCCGAUGAUGGCGAAUUGGAAACACUACUGAAUCAAUUGGAAGCUCCCAAGAAGCCAUUUAUAUUCUUUGUACUCAAUGACAAUGAGACUACGGAGGCAGGCGGUACACACUGGUCCCUGUUGGUUUUCUCACGGCCAGAAAAGACAUUUUUCCAUUUCGAUUCGUGGGGCAAUAACAAUUCAAAUGCCUCACAUCAGUUUGUGCAACGUAUCAAGGAUGCGCUGAAUUGUCGAAAUAGCCAUAUGAAGCCGAUACGUUGUCUACAACAGGCCAAUGGUUAUGACUGUGGAAUUCAUGUGAUCUGUAUGACGGAUAAUAUUGCCGACAACGUGAAUCGUUUUGAGUGUGUGGAAGGUGUGGGGCCAUUGCAUCAAGACACCAUCUCGGCCAAGCGUUCGGACCUUCUCAAGCUGAUACAGUCGCUGGGCGGCAAAAUCUAAUGUUGUUUUU